AUGCCUAGAUUCUCCGUCGCUUUUGGCAGGCGGCGAUCGACCGUCAACUCCGAGGAGUUCCUCCAACAUGGGCCGGUAACAACAGGGGAUCAGCAGCAACAGCAGUCCUCCUUCCGUGUACUGGAGAGAACCGAGGUUGGAGGCAAUAAGUCGUUUGACGGCGGACACAGACUGCUCAAGGCGGCAACAACAGCGAUUCCGCCCAAACACUACAACGACCUGUCUUUGGAGGACAACAUGUUUGCAGACGUGAAGAACAAUCGCAACGUCUCGACCACACCGUCUUCGGCUGACCUCGGUGCCCAAGGCCCUCAGGAAGAAUGGAGAAAUUCGAUUAGGAAAUCUCAUACCGACCUGCCGCCUCCUCCUCCAAAGCAUAGUUCCGGCGGAUUCCUCAGCAAAGCCGGCAGGACCUUUUCCUUUGGCGGUCAGAAGAAGAACCAAGCCUCCGUCUCUUCCGUUGACGAACAUCCUCUGCCUCCGCCGCCCUUGCCCUCCCAGGCACUGGAGGACGACUCCAGCCGCAGACCUAGAGGCCUCACAGCUUCCACAGCCAGCACAGCCACUCCUCCUAAGCUUAGCGAGGAGGAAUUCAACCUCAAUUUUGGCAGUGACUUUGGUAAUAUGUUCAAGGGGUCCGGAUUCGACAAAAGAGCUAGCCAAAUGACGCUAAACGGAAACGACAAGUCCAACAUGGGACCUCGCUCCCUCACCACCAACCGUGUCAACCAACCUCAACCUUCACCCAUCAAGAUUGACAAGUCCAUCAAAGUUGAGGCCUCCCCUUACUCAUGGAGCAGCCAGCACUCCAACGAUAACCUUCUACACGACGACAACAUGUUUCGCUCCGGCCCCGGCUCUCCCACCAAUACUGACCGCACAUCCGUACCACCGCCACCAGUUCCUCGUCAUGGCUCACCGCUCGCCUUCCGCAACAACGUACCGUCUGAUAUCGUGGAGGAUGAAGACGCGAACUUGUUGAAGGACUCACUGGCUGCCAGCCGCUUCCUUGGCAACAGUCAACCCAGCAACCCAUCUCCACAAGGAAGGUUCCGCAGAAAUGAAGACACAUUCUCGACAGGAUGGGAUGAGACGGACAGUAAAAAGGAAGAGGAGAACAUGUUUGAAAAUAGCACGGCUCGCCCACCCAAGCCCACGCACCACUACAGCUCUGGCAGCGGCAGCAACCCGAGCCCGCCUCGAAACAAGGUCAUGACUCCCGCCGAGUUCGAGAAAUACCGCAAAGACAAGGAACGUCGGGACAGCGUCAGCGAAACCGUGAAGGCAUCCAACGAAAGCCGAGAUGACGAUGACGACCAGUACGAAGAUGAUGAAGACGACAUGGAGAAGGCGAAGUUGGCUGCCAAGCAGAGGAGGAAGCAGGAGGCGCACAUGGCGGUCUAUCGACAACAAAUGAUGAAGGUGACUGGCGAGCAGCCAAACCUUCCAUCCGAACAUGCUGCUCGUCCCAGCCUGUCAAUGUCCCUCAGCACCCCCAACCUCGCCAUUCCCCCGGGCCCAUUGACCGGCAAGUCAGACGCAUCCGAAGAGGAGGACGAAGAAGUGCCACUCGCCAUAUUGGCCGCCCACGGGUUCCCGAACAAGAACAAGCCACCCACUCGCCUCAUGAACAUGGCAUCGAACCCUGACCUGAGAUCUUCGGUCCAGUCUCAGCCCCCUCAGCCUCAGCGCCCCGGGUCAAGCAUGGGUGAGGGCACCGGUCCAAGAGGAACUAGCGGUGGCCAUCUCCCCGCCUUUGCACGGAAGCUGCCACAGGAUCCUUUCCUGGGUGCCGGCCUGAUCAACGCACCCCCACGCGAAUCUCUGACUUUCGGUGGUGGCUCGCCGGCUCCUGGCGCGGCCCCGGCUGUUCCCAUGGGCGGCCUUGUUGGAGUUAUUGCCAGCGAGGAGCGAUCUCGGGCCCUGCGUAGAGGCAGCCCCAACAUUGAGGCACAAAAUGUCAAUCCUUUCACUGGUGCCCCGGUCGACCCUGCCGCAGCAGUCCCGCCGCAGAUGAUGUACAGCAACAUGAACGGUAUGAACGGCGGCAUGGGCCAGAUGGCUGGCAUGGGCAUGGGCGGAAUGCCCCAGAUACAGCAGAUGCCUCAAAUGCCCCAGAUGCCCCAGAUGAUGCUCACUCCAGGAGACCAGGCUCAGAUCCAAAUGACUCAGCAGAUGCAGCAGUUUAUGCAGAUGCAGAUGCAGUUCAUGCAGAUGAUGGCUACGCCAAACCAGAUGAACAUGAACAAUGGCAUGGCGAGGCCGAUGAGCCAUGUCAUGACGCCGUCGAUGAACGACAGCCAGCGACAGUCCUACUUUGGCGACUCUAUGCUCGAGCCCCCCGGACUCGAUUCCCGCUCCAGAACCAUGAGCAUGGUGCAACCCAGCUCGGCUUCGUGGAUCCAACCCGGAGGUGGCUACCCCCCAUCCAUUCACGGAGGCAUGGGCGGCGGCGGCGGGUAUGCGCCCAGCAUUCACGCCCCAGGCCUUGGGUAUGCCCCCUCGAUAGCACCCUCGGAGCGAAGCAACGUGGGCUUACCAGGGCGUUACAGACCAGUGACGCAGGCUCCCGCACCCUUGGACUCAGGUCGGCGCAUGUCCGUAAUGUCGGGCGCUAGGGGCUGGGACGAACCGCCCAAGGUGAUGCAGCACCAGCAACACCAGCAGGAGACCAAGACCACGCUGCAGAAGGCGAGCAGCAACUCUGACGAUGAUGACGAGGAAGGAUGGGCCGCCAUGAAGGCCAAGAAGGAGAAGAAGCGCUCUCUGUGGAAGACGAAGAAGAGCAUUGGCAGCGAAAUCGGAGCUUUAAUUUCGUAA
Molecule: messenger RNA, 2820 nt
Organism: Colletotrichum chrysophilum
Lineage: Eukaryota; Fungi; Ascomycota; Sordariomycetes; Glomerellales; Glomerellaceae
Exons: 2
Coding region: 1-2820 (939 amino acids)
Source: RefSeq, a predicted model, not a curated record